CGCACUGUCACCAUGAAGCGGACGGCGGCGGCGGCCGUCAUCGUGACACUCCUGCUGACAGCCGGCGGCGGCCGCGCUCAGAAGACCGCCGUCGACGGGCUGGGAGCCGGUGAGCUCAGAGACAUCUGCCAAAAAUGUUGCGCGUCGCCCGAGUCGGACCCGUGCCGAGACAUCUGCUCCUGCCAGUCCCGGGGCCAGGUACCUGUUAUUACGGUGGUUCCGGACUCCAAGCCCGGCCAGUGUCCCUUUAACAGCAGAUUCUGUAAGGCGGGGCCGAUACAGCAGGACUGCGCCAGUGACGCGGACUGCGCUGCGCCUGGCACCCGAUGCUGCGUGUUCGGCUGCCGGCAGACCUGUUUGCGCGCCUGCACCCCAGUCUGCCGUCUGGACCAGCUGUGCAUUCUGAAGCCGGGCGCCUCCCUAAAAGAGUCCACCGCCGUCUGCUCCCAGCCGCGGUGCCGCACACAGGAGUGUCAACAGAAACCUCCAGAACCAGAGAAACUGCAAGAUAAGUGCGCAACACUGAAGUGCCAGCCUGGAUCAGCGUGCAAGAUAGAGGAUGGUGUUGCCGUGUGCGCACUCACGGAUGUGAAGAGCGCCGGGUCAAACCUCACAGCUCCUUGCGCUGUGGUGACGUGCGUCUCCGGGCGCCGGUGCAUAGAGAGGGACGGUAAAGGGGUGUGUGUCAUCGACACCAGCACUGACCCCUGUAGAGGUUUCUUGUGUCCUGACGGUCAAACCUGUGCUGUCAUUGCGGGGGCACCUGUGUGCCUACAAAGCGCACAGUUAAAAGACCCGUGCGCUGACUUUGAAUGUGGUGAAGGUUCCACGUGCGCCGCGCGGGAAGGCAAGCCCUUCUGUAUCAGUGACACCCCUCCUGAUCCUUGCGAGGAUGUGAUAUGUGGCCCUAACCGACGUUGUGAAGCUCAGGGAAGCAAGGGAGUUUGUGUCAGCGCUCCUCCGGUUAAUCCUUGCAAGAGUGUCCGAUGCCCAUCGGGUACUCGAUGUGAGAUCAUAUCGGGUGAUGCUGUAUGCACGCCCCUUCCCACUCCAGCUGAUCCUUGCAGACAGGCCAAGUGUCCUUCCGGUACCCGGUGUGUUGUACAGUCCGGCCAGGCUGUCUGUAUCCCUGCACCUCAGCCAGAAAACUCCUGUAAGAAUGUCAAAUGUCCUUCGGGAACCCAGUGCGAGGUGCAAUCUGGUCAGGUUAUCUGUGCGCCUUCACCUACUCCGGCUGAUCCUUGCAAGACAGCUACCUGUCCAUCAGGAAUGCGCUGUGAAGUGCAGUCGGAUUUGAUUGUUUGUGUGCCUGCUACCCCGACAACUGACCCUUGUCAGAAGGCGAAAUGCCCUGCGGGCACUCGGUGUACUGGGGACUCAGGUGAUGUAGUCUGCGUGCCACUGCCGAAAACCAAUCCGUGCGAUAACGUGCGGUGUCCGACUGGUAAAAAGUGCGAAGUCUUUGGGGAGUACGCUGCUUGCCGCGGACCGGAAAAUCUGAAAGACCCCUGCGGUGGCGUUGAUUGUAUAUCCGGCACCAAAUGUGUGAUACGUGAUGGCCGGCCCUUCUGCGCCUUUAUUGCUCCUCCUCCUACACCACCGAACGUCGACCCCUGUCUAGGAUAUAACUGCCCAUCGGGAAAGCAGUGUGUUUCGGUCGGCGACGCGGCGUUCUGCUUUGUUCCAGAGAAGAUUGUCGACCUCUGUUCGUCAUUUGGCUGUCCCUCGGGGUCAACUUGUGUCGUGCAAAAUGGCAAGGCCACAUGCGUGCAGAGCCAAAACGUAGUGGAUCCCUGCUCCCUGUUCCGUUGUCCAAAAGGUUCGGAUUGUGUUAACAGGGGCGGCCGUGGGGUGUGUCUCACGAUAGACGGCCCAUGUACUCUGGUCAAAUGCAAGAGCGGGACCCAGUGCGUCGUUCGUCAAGGCGCUCAUGUCUGCGAGCCUCUUCAGCGACCGUGUGCACUUGUUCGUUGUCGUAGUGACAGGCAGUGUGUCGAAAGGGAUGGACAGGCGGUUUGCAUAAACCCAUGCGAAUUGAUCAAUUGCCCUGCUUCUUUCAAAUGUGUUGUGAACGGUGGUCGCGGGUUGUGCGUCCCAGGUAACCCGUGCGCCUUGGUGCGUUGCUCAGCUGGCUUGUCCUGCACUGUACGUAACAAUCGUGGGGUGUGCGUCAAAACUAACCCAUGUAAGCUGGUGCGCUGCAAAGCAGGACUAACGUGCAGCGUUCGUAACGGAAAGGCAGUAUGCGGAACGCCUGAGGGUCUCACGGACGUGUGCGACUCCGUUCAGUGUCCCAGUGGUGCGAAGUGUGUUGUCCGGAACGGGCGCGCUGUAUGCACCAAUCCAUGCUCAUUCACUGAUUGCGAGAAGGGAUUCAGAUGCGUUGUAAGGGGUGCUUUGGGUACAUGCAUCAAGGACGAUAACCCGUGUGCUGUGGUCACUUGUAAAACCGGCCAGAAGUGUACGCUUAACGGUGGACGCGCUGUGUGCAUCUCCGUUGAUCCCUGCGCUUUGGUUCGUUGUGGUGUAGGAUUGAAAUGUGAAGCUCGUAACGGCCGUGGGAUUUGUGUACCGGCGAAUCCGUGUGCAUUGGUCAGAUGCGGAAAGGAAUUGAAGUGCGAAGUCCGUAAUGGACGAGGGGUAUGCGUACCGACUAACCCCUGCGCCCUCGCUAAUUGCUCGGUUGGAACUAAAUGUGAAGUGCGUGGGAGGCUUGGGGUUUGUGUAGCAGUCAAUCCGUGCGACGCCAAGACGUGUGUCCGGGGAACAAGGUGCGUUGUACGCAAGGGGGAGCCCGUUUGCGUCGUUGUCAAUCCCUGUUCCCAAGUUCAGUGUUCGAGUGGCACGAAGUGCUACGUUCGUAAAGGCAGGGGAAGUUGCGAAGGCCCGGCGGGUUCCCUCGAGCUGUGUGGUAAAAGGAGGUGCCCCGCUGGUCAUCGUUGCGCUCGUAAAAAGGUAUCGUUUUACUGUCUGCCGGCAUAAAUACGCUACCGGUAGGCUGUUACAGGUCAGCUACAACGGGUAGGAUGUAUAUUUCUUUUACUUUCCGUAAAGUAACAUUCUCCUGCCUUUAUUUUUCAUUUUUAAUCUGCUUUCUGUAGCCGUACAUACCUGUGGGUUCAGAAUUAAAAUACCUGGGUAUUAGGUGAUUCAAUAGAGUUAACUGGAUUAUGUAUGUAGAUACAGUCAGCUUUCUUUUUAACGGACAGGUGCACUUAUGUCGUGUGCGAUAUUUUGUAUCAAUAUUUGACAGCUUGUAUAAGGAAGGGGAAUAAGACAGCGAAU
This is a messenger RNA of Amphibalanus amphitrite, 3285 nucleotides long. Its product is annotated as neurogenic locus notch homolog protein 1-like. Bases 13 to 2982 code for a protein of 989 amino acids. Gene Ontology annotation, cellular component: extracellular region. The transcript has 2 exons. Gene Ontology annotation, molecular function: peptidase inhibitor activity. The record is from RefSeq and is a predicted model, not a curated record. NCBI's taxonomy places the organism in Eukaryota, Metazoa, Arthropoda, Thecostraca, Balanomorpha, Balanidae.